Messenger RNA from Verticillium dahliae VdLs.17, 592 nucleotides. RefSeq lists its product as uncharacterized. NCBI's taxonomy places the organism in Eukaryota, Fungi, Ascomycota, Sordariomycetes, Glomerellales, Plectosphaerellaceae. The record is from RefSeq and is a predicted model, not a curated record. The transcript has 2 exons. Bases 65 to 592 code for a protein of 175 amino acids.
UGAGACGACCCCUCAGCUCAUCAUGAUGCAGUCAGCUUUUUUCGCGGCAGCCAUGCUCUCACUCAUGGCCGUCGCCCAGGAGCCGUCGCCGACAACCGGUCCGCCUUUCCCAGGCGUGCUGCCCACGGCCACGCCCCAGUCCGGCUGCCCCGCCGUCACGGAAACGGGCCUCCUCUGCUCGACGUGCGUGGUCCCGGCGUGCAUCGAUUUCUCGACGGUGACGCAGGUCUGCGGCUGCCCGACGCCUGUCGCGACGGUCUACCUCAACUGGCCCUGCGGCGGCGAGGACGCGUGCGCCGGGGCAGGCUGCACGACUGACUUCCAGGUGGAGGGGCUGUCGGGGGCUUGCGCGUCGACAAGGGGGGACGGAAGCGGCGCGGCGCCUGACACGACGACGGUGUCUGUGACGGUGACGACGGGUGUGCCUGAGAUAUCCCCUCCUGGAGGCCCGUCAGGGUCGGAGACGACGGGGUUCACGACGCCGCGGCCGAGCUCGAAUGGCACGGUGCCGGGGCCGUCGUCUGGCGGGCCAUCGUCGGUGGUGGAGAAUGCGGCAGGACGGAUGAGGGUGCCAUUGUUGGGAUGGUGGUGA